Phymastichus coffea is the source of this 981-nucleotide messenger RNA. RefSeq lists its product as uncharacterized. Bases 1 to 981 code for a protein of 326 amino acids. Gene Ontology annotation, biological process: DNA replication, removal of RNA primer. Gene Ontology annotation, molecular function: RNA-DNA hybrid ribonuclease activity; nucleic acid binding. The record is from RefSeq and is a predicted model, not a curated record. Lineage: Eukaryota; Metazoa; Arthropoda; Insecta; Hymenoptera; Eulophidae. The transcript has a single exon.
AUGAAAAUUUCACUGAACACUAACAUUGACCUCGGGUACACAUUAAGAAACAGCAACAAUCCUAAUGAUGCUUUUAACAAAGAAUUCUCAAACGUCCAAUCCAUUAAAAUCUACACUGAUGGAAGCAAAAAUUCAGCAAGUAAGUCUGUUGGUUCUGCUUGUGUAUGCCCUGAACUUAAUGUUAUCAAAACUAAAAGCAUUAUUAACAAGGCAUCUAUCUUCACAGCUGAAUGCAUAGCUCUGUCGGAUGCCUUGGACAUUGCUCUUGAAUACAGCGAUCGCAACGUAGAUAUUUUCACCGACUCAUUAAGUCUCGUACUGGCUCUGAAUAGCCCGAAAAACAAAACUGACAUCAAUUUUCACGUCCUAGAAAUCCGACAUAAGUAUCUAACGUUUCUAAAAAAAUCAUCGGGUGAAUCGUCAAUCACUAUUUACUGGGUUCCCUCACAUGUAGGCAUACUCGGCAAUGAACUAGCAGACGAACACGCUAAACUCGCUACCAAUUAUGCUCCUACCGUAAAACAUAUACCAUAUAGCGAUCACAAACAACACUUUAAAAAGUUCAUAAGUAAUCAAACACUAAAUAGAAUUCAAAACGAAGCUAAAAUCAAAGGUAAAAAAUUUUUUUCGAACUACUACCAAAACAGCCCUAAGCCUUGGUUCAUUGAUCCUUCUCUUGGUAGAGACCUUAUAGUCUUUAUAUGCCGUUGCUGCAGUAAUCACCACAGCCUCAAACAAUCUCUACAUAGAAUAAAUGUUGUUAGUGAUGCUAUAUGUGACUGCGAAUGGGGGGUACAAGAUUUGAACCAUCUCAUAUGGCAAUGUCCACUGUUUGACAACGAGCGAAAACACUUAAUGAGAGACCUACGACGCGCUAAACAAUACCCUCCGCUUGAUAUUAGUUCCUUUCUAGUCAAACCGAAUAUUCAUGUUAUGCAAUUAGUGCUUAAAUUUCUCACAAAAUGUAACGUUAAAAUCUAA